UCUGUAACAUCUUCUAAGCUGUUUUUAUUUAUUUUCCUAGAGCAGCAUGCUCCUAAGUGUUUCAUUCAUUAUAUAAUUGAUUUGUAACACAGCUGCACAGGAUAGCAAAAAUAAUUCUGUUUGUACCACAAAAGAAAACUUGCCUCACAGCAGCAAGCCCUCUUGUAAUAAUAAUAUUUUGUUUAUUUGAUUUGUCCAAGCUAACUGAGCCGAGAACUUUCCGUACGCAGCGGUAGAUUCGCAUGCCCUAACUUUUUUUCUUUACAUCGAAGCAGACAAAACAGCAUGUCAUUGACAAGUCAGACUCACAGGUGAGACCGAUUGCCAUGGAGAUGUGAGUACAGACUCUGUACUUGAACAGCAUCCAAAAGAAGACCGACGCCGGUGAGUUGAAAACACUCGAAAACCAGACACACUUCACACGCACCCAGUGUCUGCUGAGCAUUUAAAAAAUAUAUGGAAUGAGUAAUUGUGUUAUUUCUGACAACAACCUCUGUAACAAAUGUGUCACACACACAAGGAUGUGUUCGAACAUGUCUCGCUUUCUCAGUGAAGGAAAUUCAUUCAGCAAUGCUCAAAGCACUUGGCCCUGGUUACCAGUGCCAAAAAAGGGAGCAGGCAAGGAGAAAGAGUCAUGGAUAAGGAGGAGGAAAAUAAGGGUGUUGAGAGGGAGGGGGCACUUCUCUGUUGGGAACAAAAGGGGAUGCAGUGAAACCAGUUCUCUUCAGAGAGGAAUCAGCGGAGGAGUGCAAGACGUUUGGGAGAGAAAAAAAGAUUUGAGGCAACCAAACACUACAAGAAUUUCAUUUUCUAGAGAAUCAAAAUGCAGAACAUUACACUCGUCCUGCUGACCUUGCUUGUGGACUUCUUGUUGGCUGCCUCUGUGACCCCAUUAGCAUCUCGGCCUCCUAUCACAAAAACCCGUAUCCGCUAUAUCAGUGUAGACUAUGACGAUGGUGAUGAAGAAACCCCCAAACCUAGUUCAAAAGUCCCUGAAAAGGCUGGGGCCACUACCACUCAGUUUAUCCCUCGGGAGUGUGAAUAUGACCCCUGUGUGGUUCCCAAGGUUCCCUGUUCUGUAAUUGCUGCCCAAACUAAGUGCUACUGUCCUGGAAUUAGUGGUCCGGGCGAGCUGCCCUCAGCUCCAGAGAUCAAGGAGCUGAAACGGGGAGCGCAUGGACUGGUUGAGGUCCAUUGGUGUGCACCACAGUCCACAGUCACCUACUACAAAGUCAUCACAGAAGAAGGCCACGAACCACAAAUUUUCAGCAAUACUUCCCGUACUGGUUCGGUGAAUGGAGUAAAGGUUGGGUCACGAGUUUGUGUGGUGGCAGGAAAUAACAUCGGAUUCAGCACUGAAUCAGAAACAUCAUGUGCUCUCUUUGACCCUCAUAAGUCCAGUCAGGGCUUCCAGAUGUCAUGGGUCAUUGCCGGGGCCAUCGGACUUUUGGUGCUUGCAUUGGUGAUGGCUGUGGUGUUGUUCUGGAGAUGGAGGAGGGGUAGGAAGAAUGCGAAUGUGGAUGAAGAGGGACUACGAAAUCCAUCCUACACUACAAAUGAAACACUGUGACUGGAUGGGAUAAAAUUCAAGUUACCCAAUUAGAGGUGUAAGAGGCCAGAUUUUAGUGAGUAGGCUUUGGGGAAGGCUUCUAGAAGAAUUAUCAAACAUAUGCUCUGUUAAACAGUACUGUUAAAAAUAUAUGAGGCAUGGUCAAAGGGAUGGUGGGGAGAGCUUGAGGGCAAUACAAACAAAUCAGUACUAAGAAACGAUUUCAAACACCAUGGACAUGGGUCAAAUUUAAAGCCCUACCAAGGAAGGUUUGACUGCAAGUAAGAACAUUAAUCAUGUAAGACUCAACAGUCCUCAUUUAAGGGUAUGAUUGACAUAGAAGACUUCAGUGUCUAUAGCCAUCAGGUUAGUUAAUACAAGUUGGGAGAAACUGAAAAGACACAGGGGUAGAGAUAGUUUGGGCUCUCAUAACAAUAGCUUAGACCAGUGGUCAAAUCAUUAAUCCACAAAGGAGCCACACUUAAUUCCACUUCUUAAACCAGUUCAUAUUGGUUCCCAAUCAACUAACAAGUGUACCUCCUAUCUGAAUGGAAUCGAAGUCUGUGGACAAAUAAGUAGCCUAAACAACUAAUUUGUUUAAGCUAUUUGAUUGUUAUUCACAAGUAGGUUUGUUAUAUAACUCUCUUGCUAGCUUACGCAAUCAUGUCAUUAAAGACACACUAUCCCGACUUAAAUAAUGCAUGUUCGUGUGAAGAACAGAACACUGCAGCUCAUAGUCAAAAUGUUGCCCAUGGACUUCUGGUCAAGGUCCAAAUGACAAUGUGCUACAUUAGAUACUUGUUCGUUUCCAUUAGUCUUUAUUAAUCCACUUUUUAUCCUUUUCAGUUUGGUUUCUAGACAACUAAACCAUAGGGCUGGAGCUUUUAAUUGCAUCCUGAGCAAGUGAGCGAGUUUAUGAUUUGUCCAGCUUUUUUGUACACAGCUUUCAAUGGUUAUCACAUCAACCAUAAGUACAAGUUAAUUGAAAGAGCAGCAAAAGCUCUUUGGAGGUGAUGGACAAAUUACAAAGUCCACAGAAACACUCUUUUUAAUCACCGUUCCAAGAGACUCCAUUCAUUGGGAAUUGAUGCACUGCAGUCUGACCAUGAAAGAAGCUCGAGGGUAAUAUGCCUGUGGAGAUUGGGUCAGGACCUGAAGAACAAAUCAACAUGGACUAUUAAAUAAAAAAAAAUUAAUAAAAAUUAAAGCGAGCAGCAGAAGAGAGCUGAGAACUGAAAUAACCUAAUGUACCCCUGUGUUGGCAACUGAACACUUAGCAACCCUUCUUACAGCUAGUCAACAUGUUACAUAAGUUUUACAGGUAUUUUAAAUUGUAGUCUUUUUAUUUUUUACAGAUUAAUUCCACUAAUGGUGCUGGAACAUCAAGGAAGCCUGGAGCUUCUGUAAAGCUUUAUAGAUUUUUGUAUUCACAUAGAAAUGCAAUUAUUUUUUUUUUUUGUAAUAAUAAAAUCUUGAAAACGAAACGA
Messenger RNA from Tachysurus fulvidraco (yellow catfish), 3036 nucleotides. Its product is annotated as leucine-rich repeat neuronal protein 4. The record is from RefSeq and is a predicted model, not a curated record. NCBI's taxonomy places the organism in Eukaryota, Metazoa, Chordata, Actinopteri, Siluriformes, Bagridae. The transcript has 2 exons. Gene Ontology annotation, molecular function: protein binding. Bases 824 to 1570 code for a protein of 248 amino acids.